Messenger RNA from Aspergillus chevalieri, 462 nucleotides. RefSeq lists its product as uncharacterized. The coding region runs from base 1 to 462 and encodes 153 amino acids. The transcript has 2 exons. Lineage: Eukaryota; Fungi; Ascomycota; Eurotiomycetes; Eurotiales; Aspergillaceae. The record is from RefSeq and is a predicted model, not a curated record.
AUGACCAUCUGCUUCGGCUUCUUCAUCACGAUUUCCUAUCCGCUCACGAUCUGGUUCACUAUGGCAAAUUGUUGCCGGCCGGUAUCUUAUUUCUGGAAUAAGUUUAGCGGCGCCAAAGGGACAUAUAUCAAUGCCAACCAGCUCUUUCUCGCGCUAGGGAUUAUCAACAUAUUAAGCGAUUUCAUCGUCCUCCUGAUCCCCUUCCCGCGGAUCGUGGCGCCGCAAAUGAGCAUUCGGAAAAAGAUGGCUAUUUGUGGGAUUAUGGCUGUCGGCGUUUUUGCCUGCAUCGCCAGCAUUGUCCGAAUCUACUACCUUUCCCUCUUCAUGAACGCAGCCGACGUCAAUUGGCUCAUGGGCCCGGUAUUGCUGGUCCACGAUCGAGCCGUGCAUUGCAAUCGUCUGCGCCUGUCUACCACAACUAGUGCCUCUUGCGCGGCAAGUUUACCAAUCCGUUUUAACUAG